Messenger RNA from Calidris pugnax (ruff), 1753 nucleotides. It is a transcript of the gene SAXO1, whose product is annotated as stabilizer of axonemal microtubules 1. Gene Ontology annotation, biological process: microtubule anchoring. The coding region runs from base 251 to 1660 and encodes 469 amino acids. The transcript is spliced from 4 exons. Gene Ontology annotation, molecular function: microtubule binding. NCBI's taxonomy places the organism in Eukaryota, Metazoa, Chordata, Aves, Charadriiformes, Scolopacidae. The record is from RefSeq and is a predicted model, not a curated record. Gene Ontology annotation, cellular component: sperm flagellum; ciliary basal body; centriole.
CUGGGUGUGCUGCCCUAGGAAAGGAGCUGGUCAGCUGGGACAUGUAGUGCAGUCUGCACCAAUACCAUGUCUUCUGUCCCUGCUUCUGGAGGUUCCUAGGUCAUCUUCUGAUAUAAUUGUCUCCAAGGAUUGCUACUGAAGAGGCUACUGAAGAGUUAUGGUUUUUUUUGGUUUUUGUUGGGUUUUUUUUGUUCUGCUGUAGAGCAUCUGCUGGGAAAGACCUGAACCAUAACUGGUUUUCUUAGCAAACAUGUCUCCUGUAUCGCCUGUGCCGUCGCAUGUCGGUCCGUCCUUGAAGAAGUGCAUUUGUCAGCUGUGCUCCUGUGGAUGUCACCGUUGUCCACACCUGCCCACCACGCCCUAUGUGAAGAGUGAGAAGCCAUGCAUGCUGUCAGAGUACAUGGAGCAAUACCCCCUUCCUCCCACGGCUCUUCCCAGAGACUCCUGCAAGCCAAAGGAAGAGUACAAGAUGGCGCAGAUACCCAUGGAAGGCAUCUCAACUACAAGGAGAGAUUAUAUACCUCAUGAAGUGUUGCCACAGAAACUGAAAUCACCUCAAAGGCACGUCAAGACUGACAGUAUGGAUCUGACCUCCACUUAUAAACAAGAUUAUAAUUCCUACCAUAUUUCUCAAGUACCUCCAUGCGUCCCCCGUGUGACGAGACACAUUCCCCGCGACAAGAUGGAUAAAACAACCACUUACAACGAUGACUAUGUGCUAUGGAAUGAACCAAAGGCAGAGAUGAUCAGACCAGAUAACAGCUUUCGCCCAUCAGAAGAAAAAUUUGACUACACAACCGUUGUCCAGGAUGACUACCUCUACUGGGGGCCAGUUGCCACUCAAAGCUGCAAACCUCAGAAUCUGCUGCAGAAAAACAAGGCUCCCUUUCAGAAUACAACCAGUUAUAGAGUGAAUUAUGUGACACAUCCUCUGGAGAAACCUUAUGUCCAUAAAUAUGAGAAAUACAAGGCCAAUGAGGUCCCAUUUGAUGGUCUCACCACCCACAAAAUUUCUUACAAGAGACUGGAUGGUAAGGCAGCCACGCUGGCAAAGCCAGAAGAGCGAAAGAUUCUCCAUGAUCUUCCAUUUUCCUCUAUGACUGAGUUUCAGGAAAAAUACCAAGCUUGGCCACAGCCUCCUAUAUUGUCCAGAAAACCUGAUGCAUAUCUUCCUCCUCUGGAGAAAAUGGACCUUCACACCACUACUCAGAUGCAUUACAAGUACUCAAAUGGCAAGCCAGCCAAGCCGUGUCGAUCUUUGCUCCAGCUUAAAAAAAGUACUGACCCAUUCAAUACCUCUUCUGUAACGAAGGAAGACUAUAAGCCUUGGCUGAGCAAGAGGCUGAAACCUAUCAUUCAUGCUCCAGAGCUGACUUUCCCAGCACAACCAAUGGAUUGCUUGACCACCUUUCAAAGCCAUUACGUGCAUCAUCCACUCUCAGUUACAAAGAGCUAUAAACCUGGCUGGUCAGGCCCAAAGCAUGACACUCCGCUGGAUGAUAAAACCAUCUACGCUACCACCUACACACCAAAGGCCAUUGUUAAAUGCUUGGCUUCUUACAAAGACCCACCUGGUUAUGUCUUUGAGGGAAAUGAUGCUGACGGUCACAAUCUCUAUCUGCCUGCUUCCGAGAGCGAGUGCCUGCAAGGUGACCACUGAAGGUAAAAGAGAACGGAUGCAGCCUUCUUGGAAAUGGAGUCAAAGGGUGAGGCAACAGUGAGUUACAAAUGACAGCUUGGUUUUGUAACCUUC